Pyricularia oryzae 70-15 is the source of this 312-nucleotide messenger RNA. RefSeq lists its product as uncharacterized. The record is from RefSeq and is a predicted model, not a curated record. Lineage: Eukaryota; Fungi; Ascomycota; Sordariomycetes; Magnaporthales; Pyriculariaceae. The transcript is spliced from 2 exons. Bases 1 to 312 code for a protein of 103 amino acids.
AUGACCGUUGCCCAGCCUGUCGGGGACGAGAACACAGACAGCAGCCCCGCCGCCCUGAAGCUGCCCCGCGAUGUCGCCGGCGGCUGGUGGUGGGACCAGAAGCCCACGGGCACCAAGGACCGACCACACAAAUGCCUACACAGGCCCUGCGAGACAGCCUGCAAGCUCUGGGCCGUGGCACUGUCCCUUGGGAUCAGCUGUGUUUUUAUCGUCAAGAACAACCUGCAUCAAAAUUGCUUCUUUGGGCGUCUACAUCUGCUCAAUAUUAACGGCAGCACCUUUGCAAGUCAUACAUUCCGCUCAAGUGCCUAG